UUCGGAGGGCUAGAACGAUGCUCACAUUUAUACAACUAACGUCACGGUCUCGGAUCAACGGCAAUCUCGGCAGGCACCGACAUACACAGGGCCGCACGCACACAUCCGUAUGUGUUAUGCUUAGAAAUAAGAUUGGUUCGACAACCUGUCCAGUCUCCGUGACCACACAGCCUACAUGGACGUAAAAACGGCAAAAAUAUACUGUGAUAAUUGUGUUCGGAUUUAUUCUUUAACAUUACUGCAAAACUUAAAUAAUUACAAUAGUUCGAAUAAUAUGCAAACAUUGUUUGAGUAUAACGAAGACGAGUGCCCAUGGUAUUACUUCGAUAGUUCUUAUAAAACUUUACUUGGAGGAUGUCUAAUAAUAUUUGGUGUAUUCGGGAUGCUGCUAAAUGGUUGGCUGUUUGCCACUUUCAUCCACAGUCAUCUUCUUAUUUCCAAAAGCCAUGUUCUGAUACUUAACGUCUGUUCUGCUUCACUGGGCAGAAAUUUACUUGGUUUUCCAUUUGCAGCAUCAUCUGCAAUAGGCCAAAGAUGGCUAUUCGGCACACAUGCGUGCCAGCUUUUUGCAUUUUUGAAUCAAUUUUAUGGAAUUUUUCAAAUGACAACUUUAUUCACCGUUGUUCUUGAGAGAUAUUGGUUAGCCAGAUACACUAGGCGAGAGAGAUCUAUCUAUUAUCGAUACUAUUGGACGUUAACCGCGGGCAGUUGGCUAAAUGCCGUGGUAUUUGCUAUUCCACCCUUAUUCGGAUAUGGAGUGUAUUCUUGUGAUGCAACUGGUACUAUAUGUACUUUAUUAUGGCCUUCUGUUCAAGCUGGUGCAAAACAUUUGGGCUAUGUGGUUCCGUAUGUGAUAGUUUGUGGGGUCGUUCCAGUUAUUGGCAUAUUUUAUUACAUGGGAAAGGCAAGUCGAUUGGAGAAUAUUUAUUACAGAAAUGAGAUGCUUAGAGAGGAGAAGCAUUUAACAAAGUGUAUACACGUGUUAAGCGUGAUAACUUUGGCAUUAUGGAUCCCAGCUGCGUUGGUGGCGGGUAGCCAGUGGUUCCCGCUGCUACUCUAUGGAUAUCGUCCUCAUGUGCCCCCGGUGCUCGCUUUGAUUGCACCUAUUACCUCUGAGGCGGCGACUUGCGUUCCUGUAUUGUGUUACUUGUCAGGUGACACCAGAUUGAGAGCAGCAUUAUUAGGCAGAAUGCGAAAGAAUUAUGCACUACUGCCACCUCAAUACGCGAUGAGAUACCGAAGGGACUAAUAUUAUUUCUUUAAAAUUAACUAAAUGCGUCUCUUAUGAAUCUACUGCAAGAACCAUGCCUUGUUUAGGCUGGUUGAGGAGUCAUGAAGAAGUUCUUCACAAUGCUGCAGCCUAGAGUUGGGGUUAACUAUACGAAGAUUUCUUUGGGAUUUAUUUCGUACUCUUAAUAAAUG
This is a messenger RNA of Zerene cesonia (dogface butterfly), 1422 nucleotides long. Its product is annotated as visual pigment-like receptor peropsin. Gene Ontology annotation, biological process: G protein-coupled receptor signaling pathway. Lineage: Eukaryota; Metazoa; Arthropoda; Insecta; Lepidoptera; Pieridae. The transcript has 8 exons. Bases 176 to 1249 code for a protein of 357 amino acids. Gene Ontology annotation, molecular function: G protein-coupled receptor activity. The record is from RefSeq and is a predicted model, not a curated record. Gene Ontology annotation, cellular component: photoreceptor outer segment; membrane.